GAAUAUUGCUCAGUAAGAAACAUUUUUACAUUGAGAACUCAAUGCAGCUAACGAUGUGACUGAUCGGAAAAUCGGAAAAUAUUACUAGGCCUGUCAAAAGCCAUGAAGGGCAAGGUGUCUAACUAUGCGAAGCGGAUGGCCCAUCUGUCUGCUAGAAUAUUUGUGGAGUACACCGGAGAAAGAACACACAAUGUUAACCGAAUCAUCAACGAGUUCAAAAGUAUGCCAAAAUAUAAGGACCCCAACAUCAUCAACUAUUACCCUAAGCACCCUGAGGCCACAUGGCUACUCAAUAGACUAAGACAUCAUGGAUUGUUCAGGGACAACCAUGCAGAUUUUAAGGAGGAAUUUGCAGCUCAGAGAGCCAAACGUGGUAAAGGCCCCCCAGAAAAGGGACAGGGAAAAAGAGCAUUGAGGAAGUGAACUGUGUAGGACUAACGUGUGAAAUAAACUGAUUUUAUAUUCAAA
Molecule: messenger RNA, 468 nt
Organism: Saccostrea echinata
Lineage: Eukaryota; Metazoa; Mollusca; Bivalvia; Ostreida; Ostreidae
Product: small ribosomal subunit protein mS33-like
Exons: 3
Coding region: 103-423 (106 amino acids)
Cellular component (GO): mitochondrion
Source: RefSeq, a predicted model, not a curated record